AUGUCCGUCUGCUCCAGUGAAAGGAGCUAUGGCAGCCGUAUCUGCCUGCCCAAUGACUACCCUCGCUCCUCCUACGAGGUGGACGACUGCCCAGAGAGCUACUGCGAGCCACCAUGCUGUUCCUCCUGCUGUGUCCCCACCAGCUGCACCCCAGCCUCCUGUCUGACUUUCAUCUGCACUCCCAUGAGCUGUGGCUCGAGCCCCUGCCAAUCCACCUGCACCAGCUCCUGUGAGCCCUCCUGCUGCCAGUCAUCCAGCUGCACGUCUUCCCCCUGCCAGCAGGCCUGCUGUGUGCCUGUCUGCUGCAAGCCUGCCUGCUGUGUGCCUGUCUGCUGCAAGCCUCCUUCCUGCUGCCAGAAGUCUAGCUGUCAGCCAUCCAACUGCGCAUCCUCCCCCUGCCAGCAGGCCUGCUGUAUGCCUGUCUGCUGCAAACCUGUCUGCUGUGUGCCCGUGUCCUGCAAGCCAGUCUGCUGUGUGCCUGUGUCCUGCAAGCCUGUCUGCUGUGUGCCUGUGUGCUGUGGGGCCUCCCCCUGCUCUUCCUCCUCGAGCUGCAAGCCUUCUCCCUGUGCUCCCCCCUGCUGCAAGCCCUCCUCCUCCAUGUCCCUCAUCUGCCGUCCUGUGUGCAAGCCUGCCUGCUGUGCUCCUGCUUCAUCCUGUUGUGCCCCUGCCUCCUCUUGUAUGUCCCUGAUCUGUCGCCCCAUGUGCCGCCCAGCCUGCUGA
Molecule: messenger RNA, 720 nt
Organism: Chrysochloris asiatica (Cape golden mole)
Lineage: Eukaryota; Metazoa; Chordata; Mammalia; Afrosoricida; Chrysochloridae
Product: keratin-associated protein 10-7-like
Exons: 3
Coding region: 1-720 (239 amino acids)
Cellular component (GO): keratin filament
Source: RefSeq, a predicted model, not a curated record